This is a messenger RNA of Sapajus apella (tufted capuchin), 8088 nucleotides long. RefSeq names its product protocadherin beta-14. Gene Ontology annotation, biological process: homophilic cell-cell adhesion. Gene Ontology annotation, cellular component: plasma membrane. The record is from RefSeq and is a predicted model, not a curated record. NCBI's taxonomy places the organism in Eukaryota, Metazoa, Chordata, Mammalia, Primates, Cebidae. The annotation marks the transcript as partial. The transcript has a single exon. Gene Ontology annotation, molecular function: calcium ion binding.
UGGCGGUGCGGCUGUGCAGGAGGAGCAGGGCGGCCUCGGUGCCCGAGGGUCCCUUUCCAGGGCAUCUGGUGGACGUAAGCGGCACCGGGACCCUGUCCCAGAGCUACCGGUACGAGGUGUGUCUGUCGGGGGAUUCCGGGACAAAUGAGUUAAAAUUUCUGAAGCCGAUUAUCCCCAACUUCUCUCCUCAGUGCCCUGGGAAAGAAAUAGAGGGAAAUCCUACCUUCCUGAAUAGCAUUGAGUUCAAUAUUCAGUGACCAUAAUCGACUUUUAUAUUCCAUAGGUAUUUUAUUUUUUGGCAUUUCUAUACCAAUGUUUAUUUUCCCCAAUUUGUGUGUAUUUAAAAUUGUACUGAUUUACUUGCAGUUUUUCUCCUGUUCUUUCUCCCUUUGCUUUUAUGUGAACAUUUACUUUUAUUCCUGGUUCUUAAAAGGUAGCAAUUCACUCUUUAACCUAGAUGGUCUUAAUUUGUAAUUAAUUUGCCUCCCUAAAGUACAAUACCAAAUCACAUUUUUCCAUGUUCCUGUCUUCAGUUGAACUUCACACACAAGUAUGCUUACAGUAAAAUAAUAGACCAAUUUAGAAGUCCUUCAAAUUUUCCAGCAUUUUUUCGUUUGAUUUUUCUUGUUUUUGCAGUUUUAAAAUAAUGAUUGCUAUUAAGAUACAUCAUUUGUGUUUUUUCAAUCCAGUAUGUUUUUAAUUAACCUUAAAUAUGUUAUUACUCUCAAAAGUAAACCAGAAAACCUAUAUCCUAUGAUACAACUCUUAUUAUGUGAUUUGAAAGGGUCAGAAGACCAGUUUCUUAGUAUCCUUUCGUCAUUCAUCCUGGAGAGGAUUGUGCAAGCACAUUAAGAUUGUGGCCAUUCACAGAAUCUGGGAGUAUAAAGCUAUAAUUGUUUAAUUAAUGUCACAAGGCUCUAAUGCAAUCUAGUGGAGUGCAGAUGCCUGUACCCAAAUAAUAAUUUGUAUAGCACAAAGUGGACUUGUGUGUUAAUGUAUAAAAAAUUUUUGCCCUUACUAUCAUAAAAUUUAAUGUAUAUAUACCAGAAACUAUUUUUCAAACUUUUUUUACUGCAACCAAUAUUAAGAUAAUAUUUUACAUAUUUGGCAACACACAAGCUUAAUAGAAAGAAAUGUUUGUCAACAAUGCUUAGUCUUUUGUGACAUAAUUUGAAGUUACCUGUAUUAUUUCAUUCUAUUCAAUUUUCAAAUGUGGUCAUGAUCCACUAAAUUUAUUUCAUGGUAUACUAAUGGGUAGUAGCCCAAAGUUUGAAAACCACUUUUCUGGGGCAUGUAAAAGUAUACCAGAUGUUGAACACCGAGAGUAUCAAAAAAUAGUCCUUUAGGUUCUAAUUAAAAAUUUUUUUCAAACCAUUGUAGAGGAGUAGCUUUGUCUCAUAUUAAACCACCUUGCCUUUGAGGAUCUGACAUGACUAUGUAAGAAAAAGACUUCAUAGUAGUAGGAGGAGGUUUUCCAUGAAUGUUAUCAAAAAGUAUAAAGCCUGUAUGUUGUGGGAGAAAAUGUAGGAUAACAAAAUGAGUAAGAGUAUAAAGGCAAAGGAAUCGUGUAUGUGAGAGAGAGAGCAAGCAUGGGAAAGAGGAAAUUCAUGGGGAUGAGUAAAAUGACUACUUUCAAUGCUACAAAAUAGACUCAAUUGCUUCUCUCUCUCUCUCUUUUUUUUUUUUUUUUUUUUUUGAGACAGUCUCCUGCUCUGUCACCCAGGCUGGAGUGCAGUGUUGCAAUCUCCACUCACCGCAACCUCCGCCUCCAGGGCUCAAGUGAUCCUGCCACCUCAGCCUCACAAAUAGCCAGGAAUACAGGCCCAGGCUACCACAUCCACUAAUUUUUGUAUUUUUAGUGGAGAUAGGGUUUCACCAUAUUGUCCAGACUGCUCUUGAACUCAAGCAAUCCACCUGCCUCAGCCUCCCAAAGUGCUGUGACCACAGGUGUGAGUACCUGGCCUCAACUGCUUCUUGAAGAUAUUUUAAAACUUUAUCCUGACAUUGUAGAGGGACUGGGUAUUAGUCAGUUGAUAAUACCAAGAAGUGUAAUCUCCCUUUCUAGCAUAUCUAAGACAACCUAAUGUUUACACUUCUUACUAAGAUUUCACUACCAGUUCUGUUGAACUAUGUCAACUGAGUAACUAUUCUUUUCUCUUUUCUUUCUUUGUUUAUUUUUUAGAGACAGGGUCUCACUCGGUCACCUAGGCUGGAGUGCAGUGGUGCAAUUAUGGCUCACUGCAGCCUAAUUCUAUUGGUGGAGGAGGAAAGAGCAGUUCAAAUGCUCAGAUAGAAAAUCUAGCACGGGCAGCAGUGGAGAAAAGGGCCAAGUACUUGUCAUAUUACUUCCAGUUUUUCUAGAUAUAUGAGCCUCAGGACUCCUCUCUUUAUAAAAAGAACUGUGAGUUUCCUGGCUCUUAUGAGGAGUGACCAGGAGCUCAAAUACAUAUAACCAACCAAUGCUCCUAGAAUGUAUUGCUAAAAACAAAUUUUGCUCUUAUGCUUCAAAGACCUCAUUUAUAGUUAUACUUAAAACAGUACAUAGGAAUCAAGCUGUAUCAGCCAAUUUUACAUGAAAGAACUAUUGGUUGUAAGUGACUUAGAACAUAAUUUUAUAUCCAGUGGGGGUUAAGGGACACAGAAAAUAGAGACACAAGAGAUGGCCCAGCCUUACAGAAUGGAUUCUCUCGAAAACCCUUACAAUAAAAACCAAAUAACAGAUUUUUUUUUAAUUAGGCAAGAGUAUGGGGGAAAAAAGGACAUAAGGGCAUUUUAUCUUACAAAAACAUUUUUCUCUUUAUCUUUCUAUUUCAAGUUCUGCCACCAGAUACUUGAAAAUUACUGAAAUAAGUUAUUUAAUAAGUUAUGUUAAAUAACUUGAAAUAGAAAGAUAAAGAACUUAAUCAGUGAAUCCACUGAUUAACAACAUGACCUCUCAGUCUCUAGGUCUUUACCUCUACCCCUGUUGUUCAGUCAUUAACACCCUGGCUAGAUAUUGUACUUUUUCCCCACCUAGAAACCAUUCUAUGAUAUAAUAAUUUCAAAUAUCUUCUUCUGAGAGCGCAAUUGUCUGUGCCUAUAACCUUCUCAUUCUGCUGUUCCUAUCACCUCUUGUCUCUGAGCUUAUCAGGAGCUCCAUUCCAUGAUGCUGCUACUACCUAUCAAACCCUCCUGUUCUAAGUUCCUUCCUAUCCAGCUGAUUUCCUGGUUUACCACUCCCAAUCACUCUCAUGCCCAUAUUCUAAAUUUCCUUGUUCAGUUUUCCUUCACUAAAACCACUUAAUGAAACUCCAGCCCACAUGAAUAUAGUCCUCCUCCUCUCUUACACCAGGGCUGCUGCAGUCUGUAAGACCAAAUUAACAAAAUCAGCAAGACCACUGCCACUAUAAUCAUAUAUAUCCCAACCUAAUUGGGCUUCUGAGACCAAGAACUCCUUUUAUAAUUUUUCGAAUGAGCUCUCUUUUCCAUUCACCAAAACAUCUAUUUUAAACCUACCUAUCUUACUUUAAACUUCUUAGCCUACCAUUUACAUACCCCCUUUUAGCAGAUGAACUUGCCUAAUACCUUAUUGAGAAAAUAAAAUCCAUCAGCUAGAAAUUCAUUUUCCUGUCCCCUACUCCACAGCUUUAACAGCAUCUGUCUCUAUACUUUUCACCUUCUGUAGUCUCUCCCACCAGUCUAAGUCCAAUCCCUUCAUACAUUGCCUGGAUCCCAUCUUUAACACCCUUUUUAGGGGAAUUGCAUUCUCUCCUCUGUAUCGUAAUUUUCUCCUUCCCUAUUGAACAUUACACAUAGGCAUUUUAAAUAUAUUCAAGUUUCUCUAGUUUUAAAAAAUAACCUCUGAGUCUGAAUUCUUCUCCAGAUACCAAUGUAUUUCUUAUUCCUUUAACAGCCUAUUCAUUCUUUACAAAUUUCUUGAGAGCCUGGCAGCAGUGAGCCAUAAUUGCACCACUGCACUCCGGCCUGGACAACAGACCUAGACCCUGCCUCAAAAAAAAAAAAUUGUUGAAAGGGCUAUCUCAUUUUUGCUUCCUCAUUCCUCUCACUUGGCAGCGAAGUAAAAUCUAAUUUUCUUCAUAACCAUUCUAUUGAAACUGCUAUUGCAAAGGUUAUCAAAGAUUUCUGUGCAAGUUCAGUAAGAUUAUAUCGUGGAAACAAUGUGAUGCAAUGACACAGUGACUUGUAAACGUCUCUGUUUUUCACAUGACAGUAGCAAUGUAAAAAUUAUUAGGUAUAUAGGGCAGCUUCGAUCUUACAGUCCUUCUGCAACCAAAUUUUCUUUCAAGUAAUUGCUUCAAAAUUCCCUAUGGCGAUACUAUAAUCUGCAUGGGUAUAGCUGGGUCACUGCUAUAUUUGGGUUCUAGCUCGCUUAGAAGAAAGAAGCAUAUCCAGAUGAUAUCUAUUCCAGACCUGGAAGGGGCAGACAGAAAUUCUGCUCACAAUCCAUCUGUAAGAACUUAAUUGACUUGGCCACACCAAACUACAAGGGAGGCUGGGAUUGGCAAUCUAUCUUCAUGACCAUGUACCUGGGUAUAGUUCUAUUCCUAUAGAAGCAAGAGAAAACAGAUUUUGUCAGAUAUCUAUCUGAGUCCUCCACAAUGACCAUAUUUUUAAGUCAAAUAGAUAAUUGUCAUACUUAUUUUUCUUGACUUUUCUGAAGCAUUUUCAGCUGUUGACCUUCCUUAUCUCCUUAAAAUGCUAUUUGCUUUUGAUUUCAUGAUUUUGAACUCUGAGCCUUCCUUAUCUUUUCAAAUAUACUUCUUGCCCUGUCUCCUCUAAAUGAAGAUGUUUCUCAUAUUUCUGUGCCAAGCCUCUUCUAUACUUAUUUUACAUACUUUUGCUUGGUUAUCCUAGAGCUUUCAUGGUUUCAAUCACCACAUAUAUACUGAUUAAUCCCAAAGUUCGUAUCUCCAGCCGAGAUUUAUUUCCUAUGCUUCAGUUAUAUGCAAACACACACACACACACACACACACACACACACACACAUACACACACACUCUACAGGCACUUAAUAUCAGCAUGUUCAAAACCGAACACAUCAUCUUUUCCACCUCAAUCAUGUUUUUUCAGCAUUCCCUACCUUGUGAAUGGCACUCCUAGCCAUCCAGUUGCUCAGUCCAGAGGUGGGAUAUCAUCUCUGAAUCUUUCCCCUUUUCCUCCCCAUGUAACCUAUGAACCAACAGUUGAAAAUAUUUCAUCUCCUACUACCUUUCUACUCAUCCCUCUUCUCUCCAUCCAUACUGGCAUUACCCCCAGCCAGACUAUCAUCAUCUCUUAUCAGAUCUCCUUGAUUCCCCAGUCAUUCCCCCUGAAAUUAAUUCUCCAUGCUGCAGCCAAACUGAUUUUUUUAAAUGCAGAUGUGAUCAUGUUAAUAAGACGUUAAAACCCUUCUUUGUUUUUGAAUUACCUUUAGAAUAAAUGCAAGAAUGUAUGAUAUGACCUGUAUAAUGAUUCAUAUUCUCACCCUGCUUUUUAACCCUAAUUUCAUUCUUAGACUCUCCCCUUCCAUGGAUUUUAAAGUUCAAGGCAUACUUCACUUCUCUGUGUUCCUCAAAAUGUCCAUCUAAAUAUUCCUUCUUCUCCUGGCUAGUUCCUUCAGAUGACAUUGUAUUGUUCAUUACCUCAGGAAAGCUUUCACUGAUGUCCCAAGUCUGACUCAGAUCUUAAUUAUUUUAUUUUUUGACAGACACUUAACCAGCACUUACAAGCCACUUUAUAAACAUUAACUCAUUAGAUGCCUACAAUAAUAAUCAUAAGAGGCAAAUAUUAUUAUUACCCCAUUUUACAGGUGAGGAAACAAAGGUAUCUGUAACUUGUCCAAGUUUAUAGAUAGUGAGUGACAGAAGUAGGAUUCUAAUAUUGACAAUUUGGUUCCAGAUCCCAUAUUCCUAACCACUAAGGUAUGCAACCUCCUAGCUACAAAAUGUCCUUUCUAGGUAUUUCUAUAUUAUUUUUAUAUAUGCAUACAUUAUGACAUACUUCAGUUAUUUGUCUGCCAAAUUUUCUAGCUUGUGAGCUCUGUAAUAGAAUCAUCUCUAACUUAUUUGAGCCGUGUCUUUCUUUAUAUUUUUAAAAUAUAAAAGUGAAAAAAGUAAUGACAUUACUAACUACAAUUGACUUAACAAGUAUUUACAAGAGUGAAGGAGAGAAUAUAUUUGUAAUUACUCAAGAAAUGACUUAAAUACAAAUUUAUUUCUUCAGGCUAUUUAACAGAUCCUUUUGUGUCAAGCAUUCAAAACAGUGAUAAUGCAGCGUAUGGACCUUUUCUGGAUUCAAAUUAAAACAAAUGAAUAGCAAAAAAAAAUUUGGAGAGAACUGGGAAAGCCAAUGCAGUAUAAGUUACGUCGAGGGAUUAUUGCUAAAGUUGUGAACACUGUAUUACAACUAUUUUUAGAGGGUCUUAUCUAUUAGAAAUACUUAGUGAAGUAUUUAAAGGCAAAAAAAAUAUGAUGUCUGGGAUUCAUUUUGAAUACCCAGGAUGUAUUUAUGAAUUGCUUUUUCAAAGAGGAAAACUUUUUAAUGAAAAAAACAUAAAGACGCAUGGUGGCGCUACAGGAUAAGAUGAGAACAGUACGAAGGCCGGCACGGUGACCUUCACUAUUCAGGAGAACAGAAAACAUCCAACCCACUGAAAAGACAGGCAUUAAAGGAGAUUCGCCUACAGGGCUGCUGGAGGAUACACUCUCCAGGGGUUUCCUACUAAAAAACCAGAGCUUCAGCUUCCAAAAUUGGGGCUGAGCUUGAAUUUUUCACAAGAGGUUGCCUGAAGGAACCAUGAAGAUCAGAGGGGCGCUCGCUCUGCAAAAAAGGCAAGUUCUGAUAUUCUUUGUUUUGCUAGGAUUGUCUCAGGCAGGUGCUGAAUCUGCACACUACUCUGUUGCAGAGGAAACAGAAAUUGGCUCUUUUGUGGGUAAUCUAGCGAGGGACCUAGGGCUGGAGGUGGAGGAGCUGUCUUCACGGGAAGCCCGGGUAGUGUCUGAUGAUAAUAAAAAGUAUUUGCACCUUGAUUUGCUGACUGGGGACUUGCUCCUAAGUGAGAAACUAGACCGAGAAGAGCUGUGUGGCUCCACCGAGCCCUGUGUGCUACAUUUUCAGGUGGUUUUGGAAAACCCUUUGCAGUUUUUUCAGGUUGAGCUGCAUGUCAAAGACAUAAAUGAUCACUCCCCUACAUUUCUAGACAAUGAGAUACUUAUUAAAAUAUCAGAAAGUACCACUAUUGGAACUACAUUCCUAUUGGAGAGUGCUCAAGAUUUGGAUGUCGGAAGCAACAGUCUCCAAAACUACACGAUUAGCCCCAAUUCUCACUUCUAUAUUAAAAUUCCAGACAGUGGUGACAGAAAGAUAUACCCAGAGCUGGUCUUAGAUAGAGCUUUAGAUUAUGAGGAGGAAGCUGAACUCAGAUUAACACUCACAGCACUGGAUGGUGGAUCCCCACCCAGGUCUGGGACAACUUUGGUUCUCAUUAACGUCUUGGACAUCAAUGAUAAUGCCCCUGAGUUUCCUCAGAGUCUCUAUGAGGUGCAGGCCCCUGAGGAUAGACCCAUUGGCUCCUGGAUUGUUACCAUCUCAGCUAAGGAUUUGGAUGCAGGAAACUAUGGGAAAAUAUCUUACACAUUUUUCCAUGCAUCAGAAGAUAUUCGUAAAACAUUUGAAAUCAAUCCAAUUUCUGGAGAAGUUAAUUUGAGAUCACCCCUGGAUUUUGAAGCAAUACAGUCCUACACCAUAAAUAUUCAGGCAACAGAUGGUGGCGGUCUUUCAGAAAAAUGCACCCUUCUAGUUAAAGUUAUGGAUAUAAACGACAACCCACCAGAAGUGACCAUGUCGUCGAUUACAAAAAGAAUUCCAGAGAAUGCCUCAGAGACCCUAGUAGCUCUUUUCAGUGUCCUAGACCAAGACUCUGAGGACAAUGGGAGGAUUAUUUGCUCUAUUCAAGAUAACCUCCCUUUUAUCCUGAAACCGACCUUCAAGAACUUUUUCACGAUAGUUUCUGAAAAAGCACUGGACAGAGAGAGCCAAGCCGAGUACAACAUCACCAUCACCGUCACUGACCUGGGGACUCCAAGGCUGAAAACGGAAUACAACCUAACA